Molecule: messenger RNA, 1224 nt
Organism: Aspergillus melleus
Lineage: Eukaryota; Fungi; Ascomycota; Eurotiomycetes; Eurotiales; Aspergillaceae
Product: NAD(P)/FAD-dependent oxidoreductase
Exons: 3
Coding region: 1-1224 (407 amino acids)
Cellular component (GO): cytoplasm
Molecular function (GO): flavin adenine dinucleotide binding; electron-transferring-flavoprotein dehydrogenase activity
Source: RefSeq, a predicted model, not a curated record
AUGGUAUAUAUUCUCCGUCUGCUCGCCAGCAUCGUGCAACAUGGUCUCACUACUGUUUUUCACUUUCUCACUAUCAACUAUUUCGCUGAGCUUCCUCCACCGGCAACCGGACCAAUGAAGAAGAUCGUCAUCCUAGGUGGCUCCUUCGCGGGGAUCAGCACUGCCCAUCGCAUUCUCAAACAGUCUGCGAAGGCCGGUCCAGUCAAGAUCACUCUCGUCUCGCCUAACACUCACUUCUAUUGGAACGUCGCCGCCCCCCGGGCAAUCCUCCCCGGCCAAAUAAGCGAUGAGAAAAUAUUCUUGCCCAUCGCGGCGGGCUUCAAACAGUAUAAGAACAGCCAAUAUGAGAUCAUCACCGGGCGCGCGCAGAGUCUUGACUUUGAAACUAAGACGGUCGAGAUCAUAGACGAAUCCGGCGAGCGGACACUCGAUUACGACUACCUGGUCCUCGCUACUGGGUCGCGCACCGCCGGCGACAUCCCAUUCAAGACACUCGACACCACCGAGAAGACUAGAGAAGCUCUGCAUGGCUACCAAGAGCAGGCGAGGAAGGCAAAGACGAUUGUUAUCGGCGGCGCCGGACCCACGGGCGUCGAAACGGCUGGUGAGCUGGCGUUCGAGUAUGGGAAACAAAAGCGAACCAUCCUGCUCACAUCCGCCACUCGAGUCCUCGACUCCGCGAUCCCCAGCGUCUCCAAAGUCGCAAGCGACAUCCUCCAUCGACUCGCUGUGGAAGUGAAGCUCUCCACGAAAGUCGUAUCAUCAUCUCCCAUUUCCUCCGGCCAAAUUGAACUCACUCUCUCAUCCGGCGAGAAGAUACUCACGGACAUGUACAUCCCCACAUACGGUGUGCUGCCGAACAGCUCCUAUAUCCCCGCCUCAUACCUUGACGACAAGGGUUUCGUGAAAGUGGACCAGCAGUUCCGCGUGAGCGGACAACCCAACGUAUUUGCCAUUGGGGACGUUUCGAACCUCGAACCCCCGCAGGUCAUGUUCGUUGAUAAGCAGUCGACUCACCUGGCAAAGAAUAUUGUCUUGGUGCUCGGUGGGAAGCAGCCGGUGGAGUACAAACUGGGCCCGAAGGGUCUCGGUCUCCAAAUCGGCCGCAAAACAGGCACCGGCCAUCUAGGGAACUUCAAGAUUCCAGGUUUCCUGGUACACAUGCUCCGCAAGAACCUAUUCUUGGAUAAGGUGGCGCCGCUAGUUGAUGGAUCUGCCUUCUAG